This is a messenger RNA of Patella vulgata (common limpet), 2496 nucleotides long. Its product is annotated as U4/U6 small nuclear ribonucleoprotein Prp31. The record is from RefSeq and is a predicted model, not a curated record. Gene Ontology annotation, cellular component: U4 snRNP; U4/U6 x U5 tri-snRNP complex; precatalytic spliceosome. Lineage: Eukaryota; Metazoa; Mollusca; Gastropoda; Patellidae. The transcript has a single exon. Bases 131 to 1624 code for a protein of 497 amino acids. Gene Ontology annotation, biological process: mRNA splicing, via spliceosome; spliceosomal tri-snRNP complex assembly.
UAAGAGACUGGAAGUGUGAGGCUCAAAAUAAAGCUUUUGCCUGAAACGCAAGAAACACGUUGUUGAACGAAUAAACACUGUAUACGAGCAUCUUGCAAUUAGCAAACCACAAAAAAAUAUCUAAUCCAAAAUGUCUCUAGCAGACGAACUGCUAGCUGAUUUGGAAGAAGGGGGAGUCGAUUAUAAUGAUGAUGAGGAAUUACUGCCACUAGAGGUGGAAGACAUCCAGGAUGUUUCUGCCAUGGAUGUUGAAAAAACUAAUUAUGAUGUUCACAAUGUUGCCAAACUUCAAACCAGUAAUGAGUUGAAAGAAAUUGUUGUCAAUAUUGAAAAAUAUUCCAAAAUGGAGAGAAGGGAUUCUGUAAGUGGCCCAGUGGAGUCUGAUCCUGAAUACAAACUUAUUGUUGACGCCAACAAUAUGACAGUGGAAAUAGACAAUGAAAUAAACGUUAUUCACAAAUUCGUUCGAGAUACCUAUUCGAAACGAUUCCCAGAAUUAGAGUCGUUGGUGCCAACAGCACUGGAAUAUAUAUCAACAGUAAAAGAAUUGGGGAAUAACAUCAUGGACAAAUCUAAAAACAAUGAAAAUUUGCAAGAAAUUUUAACGCCAGCUACUAUAAUGGUUGUUAGUGUGACGGCAUCAACGACGCAAGGCUCAAAACUAACCGAACCUGAUUUAAAUGUUGUCAUAGAAGCUUGUGAUAUGGCCCUUGAUUUGAAUGAGUGCAAACAUCGCAUAUUCGAGUAUGUUGAAUCACGAAUGACAUUUAUAGCACCAAACGUAUCUAUCAUAGUGGGAGCAUCUAUUGCUGCUAAAUUAAUGGGGGUGGCCGGAGGAUUGACCAAGUUAGCCACCAUGCCUGCUUGCAAUAUCAUGGUACUUGGCGCACAGAAAAGAACGCUGUCUGGCUUUUCGUCCACAGCGAUUUUACCCCAUACAGGAUUCUUGUAUUACGCAGACAUUGUACAGAAAACGCCUCCUGACCUGAGAAAAAAAGCAACAAGAUUAGUGGCAGCAAAAUGUACGUUGGCAGCAAGAGUGGACAGUUUUCACGAGAGCACAGACGGCACAGUCGGGGACACUUUACGGGCAGAAAUAGAACAGAAGUUAGAUAAACUCCAGGAACCACCUCCAGUGAAAACGAUUAAAGCCUUGCCAGCUCCUAUUGAACAGUCAAAAAAGAAAAGAGGAGGCAGACGAGCUCGGAGAAUGAAGGAAAGAUUAGGAUUAACAGAAAUGAGAAAAGCUACAAACCGAAUGAAUUUCGCACAGAUUGAAGAUGAUGCAUAUCAAGAAGACCUUGGUUUCUCUCUCGGUUCGCUUGGCAAAUCUAAUUCUGGUAAAAUACGUGGACCUCCCGUAGAUGCGAAAACCAAGGCUAGAAUUUCAAAAACUUUACAACAGAAACUCAAUAAAGGAAAUCAAACUACUUGGGGAGGCAGUACGACUGUUAAAAAACAAGUAGCAGGUACGGCAUCCAGUGUGGCCUUCACUCCAUUACAAGGCCUGGAGAUAGUUAACCCACAAGCUGCAGAAAAAAGAGUUCAAGAAGCCAGCCAAAAAUAUUUCUCAAAUACUGCAAAAUUUCUGAAAGUAGAAACACCCAAACCUGCUCCAUUCUAAACAUUUGUUGACAAUAUUAUACAUGAAAAUGUCAUUGCCGUAUAGAAUUCCUUCAGGAUACUGGUAGAUGUCAGAUGCGUGUCCAGGUGGUGGGGGGGGGCAGCUCAUGUGGAGCCUAUAGUACAGGAGAGACACUAUACAUUUAAAAGAGUAAAUUUCCUUCAGAAAUGGCCUCAGAUGCAAGUAAAUUGACAUCAAACUUCCAAAUUUGUCUGGGGGGAGAACCCCAUAUCCCCUUCAAAGCUCUGCUGUCCGUCAUGCCAGAACAGGUACCCUCUGCUCAUUUUUCUGCACACGCCCUUGCAUGUAUCAAAUAAAGCUGCUGAUCCUCAUUUAUACUUUUUGGACAAUGUCUAAUUUUUCAGGGCUUAAUCCAUACUAAUUGCACUCGAAAUUGAUAUUUAACAUUUAAUUAAGAAGUAAAAAUAUUAACGGUGGAUAAUCUCCCAGUUUGAUUCAGUUGAUCAAAAAUAGACCGAUCAAACAAUUUCAGCAAAAAUUAUAGAUGGCACUGGCUUGUCAAGUGGAUGCGAAAUAUUCAAUUUAUUGUACAUCUUUUCAGGCCUACAUGUAAAUAGUGACAGAAAUGCAACCAUUUUUGAACUGAUGCUCCUUUUAGAGAUUCAACUUUCACAAUAUUGUAGUUUGCAAUGGAUUAAGAAUCCCUCAAUGACGAUCAUAGUUUAAUGGUUAAGUUUAAAGUGAAAGUGUCACAAGAAAUAUUUGAAUCCUGCAUUUGUAAAUACUGACACGUAAUAUCUCAGUGAUAUGAAGGUCAUUUAUCACACUUCUUAUUGUGUCAUGCAUUGUUGUUUUAAACUUUGUACUUGUUUAAAGGGCAUGUUUAAAAAAAUAAACAAAAUGAAAACAUA